AGGGAUGAGGAAGGAGUCAAUCACCAAGACCAUCUUUGAGUUGAUUACUGAACUCUGGAACAAGUUGAAAUCAUCGCAGAAGGAUAAAGUUCGACAGUUUAUGAUCUUCACACAAUCUAGUGAAAAAACUGCUGUAAGUUGUCUUUCUCAAAAUGACUGGAAGUUAGAUGUUGCAACAGAUAAUUUUUUCCAAAAUCCUGAACUUUAUAUACGAGAGAGUGUAAAAGGAUCAUUGGACAGGAAGAAGUUAGAACAACUAUACAGUAGAUACAAAGAUCCUCAAGAUGAAAAUAAAAUUGGAAUAGAUGGCAUACAGCAAUUCUGUGAUGACCUGGCACUUGAUCCAGCCAGCAUUAGUGUUUUGAUCAUUGCAUGGAAGUUCAGAGCAGCAACACAAUGUGAGUUCUCCAAGCCGGAGUUCAUGGAUGGCAUGACAGAAUUAGGAUGUGACAGCAUAGAAAAGCUAAAGGCUCAAAUACCCAAGAUGGAACAAGAAUUGAAAGAACCAGGACGAUUUAAGGAUUUUUACCAGUUUAAUCUAGAAAUGGCCAUUGCAUACUGGAACUUAGUUCUUAAUGGAAGAUUUAAAUUCUUAGACUUAUGGAAUAAAUUUUUGUUGGAACAUCAUAAACGAUCAAUACCAAAAGAUACUUGGAAUCUUCUUUUAGACUUCAGUACAAUGAUUGCAGAUGACAUGUCUAAUUAUGAUGAAGAAGGAGCAUGGCCUGUUCUCAUUGAUGACUUUGUGGAAUUUAGCAGCAGUGUUGGGCAGACAGCUCAGAGCCAUGGAGCAUCAGGCCUGGAGUUCCCCAAGCCUCAAGCAAACCCUGGCAGCGGGGCUCUCCAUAGGCCACUGCUUCCGGACAAGCCCGCACCGGUCAGAGCUGAGUAG
Octodon degus (degu) is the source of this 892-nucleotide messenger RNA. RefSeq names its product DCN1-like protein 1. Gene Ontology annotation, molecular function: cullin family protein binding; ubiquitin-like protein binding; ubiquitin conjugating enzyme binding. Gene Ontology annotation, cellular component: ubiquitin ligase complex. Gene Ontology annotation, biological process: positive regulation of ubiquitin-protein transferase activity; protein neddylation. The record is from RefSeq and is a predicted model, not a curated record. The transcript is spliced from 8 exons. The coding region runs from base 5 to 892 and encodes 295 amino acids. NCBI's taxonomy places the organism in Eukaryota, Metazoa, Chordata, Mammalia, Rodentia, Octodontidae.